CAUUAUUAUAUUUUCUGCUUCUAUCCCCAGCCAGACUGCUAUUUAACUCUGUUUUCGCAAGUAAUUGAGUGUUUGAAACUUUCUUUUCCCCCUCCUUCUUCUUCGUCUUCGUUCUAUUUUUUUUGUUUUCCUCUUGAUUUCUCCAUGAUGUCUCCAAUUUUAAGCUCACAAGGAGUAGUCUUAGCCACAGCCAUGGCGGUAUCAGGCACUGUAAUCCUCUUGGCCUUCUGUCGACAGAAGCCACUCCCAACUACCCAAUUCGCCGUUGCUCAGAAUUCCGACUCCACUCGUCCAGUUCUACGGUCUUGCAUCUCUUCCGAUGGGAAGAAACGAGACAAAAAGAAGAAAAGGGUUCACUUCGCAGAAGACGUAGUUGAUCCAAUUGGGAAUAGCGAGGAGUUCCGGAGGGAGCACAGCAGGAAAUCGUUGACGUUGAAUCAAGCUUGCAGGUCUGAGAACCGCAGCGUUGCCCAAGGAAUGCCUGCAAAUCGGAUGGUUCUGUACAAUGGAAUCCUCAGAGAUCGUUUGCAGAGAAUGGCCUGCUCCUAUUAAUUCCUGUGAAAAUUCGUCCUGGGUUUUAUUCUCUCAAAUUGUAGUUUUUUCUUCCUUAACUCUUAAUUGCUUUCGGUCCAAGGAGAAGGAAGACUGUUCCUUUCGGUCUAAAGAGAAGGAAGGAGGACUCUGUUUCUGUUCUUCGUCUUCCUGUUCUUCCAUUUGUAAAUAUUACCGCUUUAUCCUGACAGCUAGAGACAGACAUUGAUUGGAGAUUGGACCCUGUAGGCUCUUGAUUUUAAUUUUUGUCUAAAUGGGUUUCCAAUCAAUUCUCCAGUUCUUUCUGAGAAUGAAAUUUGCAGAAGUCUCAAGGGUUUAUUUUGGCAA
Nelumbo nucifera (sacred lotus) is the source of this 879-nucleotide messenger RNA. RefSeq lists its product as uncharacterized. The record is from RefSeq and is a predicted model, not a curated record. NCBI's taxonomy places the organism in Eukaryota, Viridiplantae, Streptophyta, Magnoliopsida, Proteales, Nelumbonaceae.